AAGCGGACCGAAGAAAAGAAAUUCAGCAUUGGUCGAGAGCGCGAUAUGAACGGCGACAGAGAUGUGCUCGUACCUCGAUGUGUAUUAGAGGAUUUCACGCGUUGUAGCGAUAGUCUUCUCUGGAAAUUAAUGAUGUCCUUUUACGACCGGAAGGGAGUGGAAUCGUGGAGUCAGGGUAUAGUGCCUCACUUCAUACCUUGCAAUGCGUUUAUCGGACGUACAUCAGUAUACGCAUUGCCACUCGAUUCCUCGGAGCCUCUGUACAUUGUUGAGCUUGGAGCAGGCUCGGGGAAAUUUUCCUUCUUUAUGCUUAAGGCAAUAAACGAGCUUUCAGGAUUGCUGAACUUCCCCUGUACCAAGCUUGUGUAUGUUAUGACUGAUUUUACAUGGAAUAACCUGAAAUUUUGGAAUGAACAUGAAAGCCUACGUUUGUAUAUCGAUAACGGACAGCUGGACGUCGCGAUUUUUGACGCUGUAAAUGACGAGUCAAUCAAACUUUAUCAUUCUGAUUUAUUGAUUUGUCCAUCCACAAUGAGAAACCCAAUUUGCGUCAUUGCAAACUAUCUUUUUGACACAUUAUGUCAUGACAUAUUCCAAGUCGAGAACGGCGAGUUGAAGGAGGGGCUAAUCUCAGUCGGAUCCCGAAAAGAUCUGGAGGAUGACCCUUUAGAUCCAGAAAUAAUAAAACGAUUUGACAAUCAAUUCCAGUAUCGCGUUGUCGACGAAGACUACUACACUAAACUAGAAGUCGAAGAUGCUAGGCAUUUCAAACGUAUUCUUCGGUGGUACCGGGACUUUUUUGGAAAUUCGCAGAGUGGUGCUUCAAUCCUCCUCCCCAUUGGUGCUUUGCGUGCUCUUCGACGCCUCACUUCAUUUGCGGGUGGCCGUGCUCUAGUCCUCUCGGGAGACAAAGGAAACAAUAAUCAUGAACAGUUUCGAGGUUUAAUGGACCCCCACGUUGCAGUUCAUGGCUCUUUCUCCGUGAUGGUCAACUAUCAUGCUAUUGGUCUUUACUGCACCAGUCGCUCGGGCUUUGUCCUGCAUGAUCCACAAGAAGAAGCCUCACUCAAGGUAUCAGCAUUAGUUUUCACGGGAGAGUCUUCUACAUGUUCACCAUUAAGUGACUCCGCAGAUCGGACCUACGCAAAAUGCGUAGAAACUCGAGCAUCAUCCUCGAGCUUCGACCUGUGCGAAACACAAGCUUGGACAGGAAACGAAGUAGAGCGCCUUUCUGCUGCUCGCUCGAUUGCGUUUCCCUAUCUCUGCCGGACCUUUCGUGACUCGAUAAUCUCAUUCGGUCCCAAUGACUUUUUUGUCAUGCAGAAGAGCAUGAAAGAAGACACUCAGCGGCCAGCUCUCAAGGCAAUUGUUGCGCUCCUAAAGCUGAGCAAUUGGGAUCCGGAUGUAUUUUAUAAAUUUCGUGAUGUCAUACUUCAACAGGUGCCCACUUGUACAAUCAAGUUGCGUAGCGAUUUAUGUCGAAACCUCCCUUACAUAUGGGCCAAUCACUUCAUACUUGACAAGGAUAAAGAUGUGGCAUUCGAGGUGGGGCGACUGUACUAUGGCCUUCGCAUGUACGAAGACGCAGUCCGAUUCUACUGCAUAUCCGUUGCAUCUAGUGGCGAACACCAUGUCACCUUCCAUAAUAUGGGACUGUGCUAUUACUCGCUUGGGCAGCUGGAGGUUGCGAUGGAAAACUUUAACAAGGCUCUCUGGCUCAAAAAUGAUUAUGCAAAGGCAAGGGCAUGGCAACAGAAAUUGUUAAGAGAAACUAAGGGCUAACUGAAUUGCGGGAGGAGGGCUCAUACACUUGUCAUCCCACAUCCCAUGAUGCUAUCCCAACCACGCUAUUCACCUUUUCAGAUGCAAGUGUCACGACAGAAAUUCGACAAGCUUCAAGAGCGAAGGCCCAGGAAGCACGAGGGGUCAUGGCUUCAGAGACCACAUUGUCAUCUCGGGAAAAGUCUAGGCCCCAAAUCAUGGCGCCAAAUCACCUAUAAAUCACGGGUAAAGACCCGAGCCCCAUAUUAGAGAUCGGCCUGUUGCUACCAACCAGAGCUGCCAGCGAGCUGCCAGCUGGUCUAGGGCCGGUCUAGGGCGGUGUCUAAUUGUCGCUACACAGGGUCGCAAUCGAGCUCCCAAUGCAUGAACGCGGCAGCUCUUCCUUGUCGGAAGGCUGGGUUAAUGGCGUUUUUGUU
Molecule: messenger RNA, 2198 nt
Organism: Aureococcus anophagefferens
Lineage: Eukaryota; Pelagophyceae; Pelagomonadales; Pelagomonadaceae
Exons: 11
Coding region: 46-1782 (578 amino acids)
Molecular function (GO): protein binding
Source: RefSeq, a predicted model, not a curated record